AUGCGAUUCUGUCUCCAGAACCCACAGGAGGAGCUGCUGGCGGCUGUGCGGGGCGGAGUGCUAGUCUCCCACAGCCUCAGAUCUCAGGCUGCGGGAGACCUUGGGCGGCGGGAGUGCGGAUUUGAGCUCCGCGGCUGCGUGGCCCGGGCUGGCCCCGCCCCUCUGCCCCUCCCCCUCCCGGCCUCCCGCCUCCCCCUCCCCCUCCGCUCGGGCUCCAUUCACAAACCCGGCCCCGCCCGCCCGCGCCCCGCGGAGCGCGGCUCUAGUUGGGUGGACGCGGGUGUUCUUAAAGGCGCAGGAGCCUUGUCCGUGAGCGGGUGCGGAGAGGGGUUCCGAGCGCUCAGGGUCACCGGGCAGCGGCGGCCUCCAGGCCUGGGAAUCAAAAAAGCCAAGUUUGAUGGUGCCCAGGAGAAGUUCAACACAUACGUGACCCUGAAGGUGCAGAACGUGAAGAGCACAACCAUCGCCGUCAGAGGCAGCCAGCCCAGCUGGGAGCAGGACUUCAUGUUCGAGAUCAACCGCCUGGACCUGGGCCUGACGGUGGAGGUGUGGAACAAGGGCCUCAUCUGGGACACGAUGGUGGGCACCGUGUGGAUCCCGCUGCGGACCAUCCGCCAGUCCAAUGAGGAGGGCCCAGGAGAGUGGCUGACACUGGACUCCCAGGCCAUCAUGGCGGACAGCGAGAUCUGUGGCACCAAGGACCCCACUUUCCACCGCAUCCUUCUGGACGCACAUUUUGAGCUGCCCUUGGACAUCCCUGAGGAGGAGGCUCGGUACUGGGCCAAGAAGCUGGAGCAGCUGAACGCCAUGCGUGACCAGGACGAGUACUCCUUCCAGGACCAGCCGGACAAGCCGUUGCCCGUGCCCAGCAGCCAGUGUUGUAACUGGAAUUACUUCGGCUGGGGGGAACAGAACGACGACCCCGACAGUGCCGUGGAUGACCGCGACAGUGACUACCGGAGUGAGACAAGCAACAGCAUCCCGCCGCCCUACUACACCACCUCGCAGCCCAACGCCUCUGUGCACCAGUACUCCGUGCGGCCACCGCCCCUGGGGUCCCGGGAGUCCUACAGCGACUCCAUGCACAGUUACGAGGAGUUCUCCGAGCCGCGGGCACUCAGCCCCACAGGCAGCAGCCACUACGCGUCCUCCGGGGAGCUGAGCCAGGGCAGUUCACAGCUGAGCGAGGACUUCGACCCCGAUGACCACAGCCUGCAGGGCUCGGAGCUGGAUGACGAAAGGGACCGCGACUCCUACCAUUCCUGCCACAGCUCUGUGAGCUACCACAAGGACUCACCCCGCUGGGACCAGGAGGAGGAGGAUCUGGAAGAUGAGGAGCUGCCGGAAGAGGAGGAGGAGCUGGAGGAGGAGGAGGAGGAGCUAGAGGAGGAGGAGGAGCUGGAGGAGGAGGACUUGGAGGAGGAGGAGGAGGUGCCCGAUGACCUGGCUAGCUAUGCCCAGGAGGAGGACACCAGUGUAGCUGAACCCAAAGAGUUCAAGCGCAUCAGCUUCCCACCAGCUGCACCUCAGAAGGAUGACAAGGUCCCAGCUGUGCCCACAGAAGCCCCUGACGUGGCCAAGGGCAUCCCCAAGCCUGCCACACCUGAAGAGAGGGCAGCAGCAGAGCAUGCACAGGAAGCCGAGCCCCCCAAGGCUGAAGAGAGUUUCAGGUCUCGAGAGGACGAGGAGGGCCAGGAAGGGCAGGAUGCCAUGUCCAGGGCCAAAUCUAACUGGCUGCGAGCUUUCAACAAGGUGCGGAUGCAGCUGCAGGAGGCCCGAGGGGAAGGAGAGAUGUCCAAGUCCCUAUGGUUCAAAGGCGGCCCAGGUGGCGGCCUCAUCAUCAUUGACAGUAUGCCAGACAUCCGGAAGCGGAAGCCCAUUCCCCUCGUGAGCGACCUGGCUAUGUCGCUGGUCCAGUCGCGGAAGGCGGGCAUCACCUCGGCCUUGGCCUCCAGCACGUUGAACAAUGAGGAGCUGAAAAACCAUGUUUACAAGAAGACCCUGCAAGCCUUAAUCUACCCCAUCUCCUGCACCACGCCGCACAACUUCGAGGUGUGGACGGCCACCACGCCCACCUACUGCUACGAAUGCGAGGGGCUGCUGUGGGGCAUCGCGCGGCAGGGCAUGCGCUGCACCGAGUGCGGCGUCAAGUGCCAUGAGAAGUGCCAGGACCUGCUCAACGCGGACUGCUUGGCAGGGGCGGCGGAGAAGAGCUCCAAGCAUGGCGCCGAAGACCGCACGCAGAACAUCAUCAUGGUGCUGAAGGACCGCAUGAAGAUCCGCGAGCGCAACAAGCCCGAGAUCUUCGAGCUGAUCCAGGAGAUCUUCGCCGUCACCAAGAGCGCCCACACACAGCAGAUGAAGGCUGUCAAGCAAAGCGUGCUGGACGGCACGUCCAAAUGGUCCGCCAAAAUCAGCAUCACGGUGGUCUGUGCCCAGGGCUUGCAGGCCAAGGACAAGACGGGAUCCAGUGAUCCCUACGUCACCGUCCAGGUUGGGAAGACCAAGAAAAGGACAAAGACUAUCUAUGGGAACCUGAACCCGGUGUGGGAAGAGAACUUCCACUUUGAGUGCCACAACUCCUCCGACCGCAUCAAAGUGCGCGUCUGGGACGAAGAUGACGAUAUCAAGUCUCGCGUGAAGCAGAGAUUUAAGAGGGAGUCUGACGACUUCCUGGGGCAGACCAUCAUCGAGGUGCGGACGCUCAGUGGCGAGAUGGACGUGUGGUACAAUCUGGACAAGAGGACAGACAAGUCCGCCGUGUCAGGGGCCAUUCGGCUUCACAUCAGUGUGGAGAUCAAAGGCGAGGAGAAGGUGGCGCCGUACCAUGUCCAGUACACCUGUCUGCAUGAGAACCUGUUCCACUUCGUGACAGAUGUGCAGAACAACGGUGUGGUGAAGAUCCCUGAUGCCAAAGGCGAUGACGCCUGGAAGGUUUACUAUGACGAAACAGCCCAGGAGAUCGUGGACGAGUUUGCCAUGCGCUAUGGCGUGGAGUCCAUCUACCAAGCCAUGACCCACUUUGCCUGCCUCUCCUCCAAGUACAUGUGCCCCGGGGUCCCUGCUGUCAUGAGCACGCUGCUGGCCAACAUCAACGCCUACUACGCCCACACCACCGCCUCCACCAACGUGUCUGCCUCUGACCGCUUCGCCGCCUCCAACUUCGGGAAAGAGCGCUUCGUGAAACUUCUGGACCAGCUACACAACUCCCUGAGGAUCGACCUGUCCAUGUACCGGAACAACUUCCCGGCCAGCAGCCCCGAGCGUCUGCAGGACCUCAAGUCCACGGUGGACCUCCUCACCAGCAUCACCUUCUUCCGAAUGAAGGUUCAGGAGCUGCAGAGCCCGCCCCGCGCCAGCCAGGUGGUGAAGGACUGUGUGAAGGCCUGCCUCAACUCCACCUACGAGUACAUCUUCAAUAACUGCCAUGAACUGUAUGGACGCGAGUACCAGACGGACCCGGCCAAGAAGGGGGAGGUCCCCCCCGAGGAGCAGGGCCCCAGCAUCAAGAACCUGGACUUCUGGUCCAAGCUGAUCACACUCAUCGUGUCCAUCAUCGAGGAGGACAAGAAUUCCUACACGCCGUGCCUGAACCAGUUUCCCCAGGAGCUGAAUGUGGGAAAGAUCAGUGCUGAGGUGAUGUGGAGCCUGUUUGCUCAAGACAUGAAGUACGCCAUGGAGGAGCAUGACAAACACCGGCUGUGCAAGAGCGCCGACUACAUGAACCUGCACUUCAAGGUCAAGUGGCUGUACAACGAGUACGUGGCCGAGCUGCCCGCCUUCAAGGACCGGGUGCCCGAGUACCCCGCGUGGUUCGAACCCUUCGUCAUCCAGUGGUUGGAUGAGAAUGAAGAGGUGUCCCGGGAUUUCCUGCAUGGCGCACUGGAGCGCGACAAGAAGGAUGGGUUCCAGCAGACGUCGGAGCACGCCCUGUUCUCCUGCUCCGUGGUGGACGUCUUCUCCCAGCUCAACCAGAGCUUCGAGAUCAUCAAAAAGCUGGAGUGUCCCGACCCCCAGAUCGUGGGCCACUACAUGCGGCGCUUCGCCAAGACCAUCAGCAAUGUGCUGCUGCAGUAUGCCGACAUCGUCUCCAAGGACUUUGCCUCCUACUGCUCCAAGGAGAAAGAGAAAGUGCCCUGCAUCCUCAUGAACAACACGCAGCAGCUCCGGGUGCAGCUGGAGAAGAUGUUUGAGGCGAUGGGCGGGAAGGAGCUGGACGCCGAGGCCAGCGGUACCCUGAAGGAGCUGCAGGUGAAACUCAACAACGUCCUGGAUGAGCUCAGCCACGUGUUCGCCACCAGCUUCCAGCCACACAUCGAGGAGUGUGUCAAACAGAUGGGUGACAUUCUGAGCCAGGUGAAGGGCACGGGCAACGUGCCUGCCAGCGCCUGCAGCAGCGUGGCCCAGGAUGCAGACAACGUGCUACAGCCCAUCAUGGACCUGCUGGACAGCAACCUCACCCUGUUCGCCAAAAUCUGCGAGAAGACGGUUCUGAAGCGCGUGCUGAAGGAGCUGUGGAAGCUGGUGAUGAACACCAUGGAGAAGACGAUCGUGCUGCCGCCGCUCACAGACCAGACGAUGAUUGGCACCCUCUUGAGAAAACAUGGCAAGGGCCUAGAAAAGGGCAGGGUGAAACUGCCAAGCCACUCAGACGGAACACAGAUGAUCUUCAAUGCCGCCAAGGAGCUGGGCCAGCUGUCCAAACUCAAGGAUCACAUGGUACGUGAAGAAGCCAAGAGCCUCACCCCGAAGCAGUGCGCCGUGGUCGAACUGGCCCUGGACACCAUCAAGCAAUACUUCCACGCGGGGGGCGUGGGCCUCAAGAAGACCUUCCUGGAGAAGAGUCCCGACCUCCAGUCCCUGCGCUACGCCUUGUCGCUCUACACACAGGCCACCGACCUGCUCAUCAAAACCUUCGUGCAGACGCAGUCCUCGCAGGUCCACGGUGGCAAGGGGACUAGGUUUACCCUUAGUGAAGACGUUUGUCCUGAGAUGGGCUCGGGGGUGGAAGACCCUGUAGGUGAAGUGUCCGUCCACGUGGAGCUCUUCACGCACCCGGGAACUGGGGAACAGAAAGUCACGGUGAAGGUGGUGGCUGCCAACGACCUCAAGUGGCAGACUUCUGGCAUCUUCCGUCCCUUCAUCGAGGUCAACAUUGUUGGACCUCAGCUCAGCGACAAGAAACGCAAGUUCGCCACCAAAUCCAAAAACAACAGCUGGGCACCCAAAUACAACGAGAGCUUCCAGUUCUCCCUGAGCGCGGACGCGGGCCCCGAGUGCUACGAGCUGCAGGUGUGCGUCAAGGACUACUGCUUCGCGCGCGAGGACCGGACGGUGGGGCUGGCGGUGCUGCAGCUGCGGGAGCUGGCGCAGCGCGGGAGCGCCGCGUGCUGGCUGCCGCUCGGCCGCCGCAUCCACAUGGACGACACGGGGCUCACGGUGCUGCGCAUCCUGUCGCAGCGCAGCAACGACGAGGUGGCCAAGGAGUUCGUGAAGCUCAAAUCGGACACGCGCUCGGCCGAGGAGGGCGGGGCCGCGCCCGCGCCCUAGCGCGAGUUAGGGUGGGGCGGGGCCUGGGAACCGACAAGGCCCCGCCCCGUAGGCCCCGCCCUCUCCAGAGGCCACGCCCCUCCACCUCAGUGGCCUUGGCUGGGGAGGCCCUGCCUCCUGCCCCUGGAAAAGCCAUAGAGGGUCCGGUGCCCAGGGCAUGGGCUGGCAGGGCUGCCUGGGAGGCCGGGACGCAGCCUCUGGUGUCUGUGCAGGAAACAGUGCGGAUGGGCUCUCAAAAGCACACGCGCCCUCCCUCGGGCGCACACCCGGGCCGAGGGCGCCCCUCCACGCGGACCCGGCCCUCAGCGCAGCACCCACUGGCAGCUGGAGAACCCCUGCUCGUGCCACGCACGGUGGGCUGAGCGCCGACGGAUGGCCCGGCCCCCAUCGCUGCUAAAUACCCUUCUCCCCAGUUCUUCCCCGAGGGCCCCCGGGCCGGGGUCCCCGGUGAACCCUCAGGCUGCCAAUCACGAUCCCUGUCCUCCCUCCUGGGACUUCAGUCCGAACCCGCCUAGAACCUAGAGUCCCGUCAAGAAGAGGGGUCCGGGGUUUCCCUGGAGCCAGGCGCCCCCACCCCCUUGUCCGUUCUCCAAAUCCAAGCAGGGAAGACCAGGAAGAGGCCAGAGACUAGGAGGUUGGAGGGAGAAGAUGACGUGCAUUUGAGUGUCCUGUGCUUGUGCAGAUGGACGAUCUGGGACAGGGCACUCAGAACCAAAGGGUGGGAUGCAGGCUCCGUCCAGGGACAGGGGAGCUCAGACUGCAUCCGUAGUGUGUUGUGGGGACUGGCAGUCCGGAUGGCACUGGAGCUGGGGGGCAGUGACUCACGCUUUAGACAUCAGACACGGCUAAGGGGGCGGGGUCUGGCCAGAGACCAGCCAUAGAAAGUUUCUAAAUUGCUGGCAAGAAUGUCAAUGGGGGUUUGUGUGACUGAAGGGAAAAUCAAUCUCUCUCUGUCUCUGUCUCUGUCUCUCUAUCUCUGUCUGUCUCUGUCUGUCUCUAUCUCUGUCUGUCUCUGUCUCUCUGUCUCUCUGUCUCUCUCUCUCUCUCUGUCUCUCUCUCUCUCUCUCUCUCUCUCGUGUGUGUGUGUGUGUGUGUGUGUGUGUGUGUGUGUGUGUGUUCUGGCCCCAGAAUGUUGAGGAAACCUCAUGGGAAUGUCGAGUGGAUUGUUCUGACACCCAGGCUAGGACUGUUUGAAAUUUCCUUUUCUUUACCCAGAGACCUACUCAUCUUUCAACACCGAUCACAAAAAUCCCCUCCCAUACAAAAGCAAAAGUUCAAGGACUUCCCAGCUUCUCUCCCCCUUCUCUGACUUGGCCCUGAUGUCACUGGGGUGUCACUGGGGUGUGUACCUGGCUUUGUGUCGCCUCAACUCCAGGCUGAGGCUUCAUGGGAACCCCAAGCUUCCCCAGCAGAAGAGAAGGAAAACCAUGCCGACUUGGAUUAUGUGUCGAGUGGCUGAGGGGUCUGCAUCUUUGUCUUUACAGUUCCCCCAUCCUGACAGGUCCCCCCCCCAACAUACAUAGCGGGUGUCCAGGCUGAGCCCCAGGACACAGUAGAUGGAGACAGAGCAGAGGGGCAGGCUGAUCUCAGGACCGUCCCUGACACAGCAAUGUCCAGCAAGGCAGUUUCCCCAGGGCUGGCGGUCUGCGUUCCCACCGCCUCCCUCUGCAGACCCAGGCUCCUGGAUCCUGCAUGAGAACCGGGUGCAGUUCCUGACUCCACAGGUCAGGGAGGAUUGGAGAAGGGCUAGCCUCACCUGCUGCAGGAAGUUUAUGAGGCUGUCCACAACCCCGCCCACAGGAGGGACAGGAGUAGGGGAGGCGGAGGCGGGGCGGGCGGAGCAGCUGAGAAGAUCUGGGGUCCAGGCUCAUCUAUGCCCUACUUAGAAUCCCUCAGUGACGUGGCGGGACAUGGUCAACACCUGCCAGUCAUGCACUGUUGUGGGUUCCAUCCCAACCCUGAAAAAUUAAAAAGGCCCUUCAGUCAGCUCACCCAGUCUGGAAGGAGGCAGCACUUGAGGGGGCGCCCUCUGCACCCCGGUCCCUCUCGGGCCCCAUCAGACAUGCAAAAAACAAUCAACCGCACCCAGAACUCCUUGGGACCUCUCUCAGCUGGGACCUCAGACCUAUUGGGUCCCAAGGGCGGCCUCGCUGGGGGUGGACCCAGGGGGUCCGGUCUGGCCCCGCCCACCCCCAGCAUCUUCCAGGACCAAAGCUGGCUCUAGGGACCCACCUUCCCUCCUCUUUGCCUUUUGUUUUAGAGUGAGUUGAGUUGACACUGAGGUGACAGGGAAGGUCCCCUGCACCCCAGAAAGCUCCUGACCCCGCCCUGUGCAGCCCAGGGAGCCCCCCCACUGGCCUUUCUUAGCAUGUGACUGCAAACGUGGAAUCCAAGCGUUGUUGUUUUUUUUUUCCUUUCCUGUUUUUUGGGAGGGUUUUUAAGGUCCACCCCGUUAGUCCAGCAUCUUCCAAGAAACCCUCAUUUCUCAGUCAAUCUGUAACUUGGGACAUGUGUUCAAACAAAACACCCGGGAGUGUUCAUGAGUGCAUGGUGUUGAGAUGCUCUGCACUAUUCUGACUUUUUGGUCUCUGUAAAAAGUAUUUUAUUAACAUUAAAAAAAAAGAAAGAAAA
Molecule: messenger RNA, 8181 nt
Organism: Peromyscus maniculatus bairdii (prairie deer mouse)
Lineage: Eukaryota; Metazoa; Chordata; Mammalia; Rodentia; Cricetidae
Source: RefSeq, a predicted model, not a curated record